Peromyscus eremicus (cactus mouse) is the source of this 2054-nucleotide messenger RNA. It is a transcript of the gene Prim2, whose product is annotated as DNA primase subunit 2. Lineage: Eukaryota; Metazoa; Chordata; Mammalia; Rodentia; Cricetidae. Gene Ontology annotation, cellular component: alpha DNA polymerase:primase complex. The transcript is spliced from 14 exons. The coding region runs from base 166 to 1689 and encodes 507 amino acids. Gene Ontology annotation, biological process: DNA replication, synthesis of primer. The record is from RefSeq and is a predicted model, not a curated record.
UGAACUCUCCCGCCACUGGGAAGGAGCAGCUGUCAGCGCGGGUAUUUCCUCCAGUUUGGUUGCUGGCUGGUUCCAGAAAGUCUUGCGCGUUUAUUUGGGACGGAGGAAUCGUGGAGUUGAAAGUUUGCAAGUUGACCUGGUGGGAACGAGUGACAGGUGGUCAAGAUGCAGUUCUCAGGAAGGAUUCGCAAGAAGCUGAGAUUGGCCGGUGACCAGAGAAAUGCUUGUUACCCUCACAGCCUUCAGUUUUACCUACAGCCACCUUCUGAAAACAUAUCUCUGACAGAGUUUGAAAGCUUGGCCGUGGACAGACUUAAAUUGCUGAAAACAGUGGAGAAUCUUGGUGUGAGCUAUGUGAAAGGAACAGAACAGUACCAGAGUAAGUUGGAGGCUGAGAUUCGAAAACUCAAGUUUUCCUACAGAGAGAACUUAGAAGAUGAGUUUGAGCCACGAAGAAGGGACCACAUCUCCCACUUUAUUUUGCGCCUUGCGUACUGCCAGUCUGAAGAUCUUAGGCGAUGGUUUAUUCAACAAGAAAUGGAUCUGCUUCGAUUUCGAUUCAGUAUUUUACCCAAGGAUAAAGUUCAGGAUUUCUUAAAGGAUAGCCAUUUGCAUUUUGAGGCUAUAAGUGAUGAAGAGAAGACUCUCCGAGAACAGGACAUCGUUGCAUCCUCGCCAAGCCUAAGUGGGGUUAAGUGGGAAUCGGAGUCAGUUUAUAAGAUCCCCUUUGCUGACGCUCUGGACCUGUUCAGAGGAAGGAAGGUCUAUUUGGAAGAUGGCCUUGCUUAUGUGCCGCUUAAAGACAUUGUGGCCAUCAUCCUGAACGAGUUCAGAGCUACGCUAUCUAAGGCUUUGGCACUAACAGCCAGGUCCUUGCCUGCUGUGCAGUCAGAUGAACGGCUCCAGCCUCUGCUCAACCACCUCAGUCAUUCUUACACUGGUCAAGAUUACAGCACCCAGAAGAACACGGGGAAGAUUUCCUUAGAUCAGAUUGAUUCGCUUUCUACCAAAUCUUUCCCACCUUGCAUGCGUCAGUUGCACAAGGCUUUGAGGGAAAACCACCAUCUUCGUCAUGGAGGCCGGAUGCAGUAUGGGCUGUUCCUGAAGGGCAUUGGCCUGACUUUAGAACAGGCAUUGCAGUUCUGGAAGCAAGAGUUUAUUAGAGGGAAGAUGGACCCAGACAAGUUUGAUAAAGGUUACGCUUACAAUAUCCGUCACAGCUUUGGGAAGGAAGGCAAGAGGACAGACUACACGCCUUUCAGUUGCAUGAAGAUUAUCCUAACCAAUCCACCAAGCCAAGGGGAUUAUCACGGGUGCCCAUUCCGUCACAGUGAUGCAGAGCUGCUGAAGCAGAAGAUGCAGUCCUACAAGAUCCCUGCCUCGGGGAUCAGCCAGAUUUUGGAUUUAGUAAAGGGGACUCAUUACCAGGUAGCCUGUCAGAAGUACUUCGAGAUGACACAUAACGUGGAUGAUUGUGGCUUUUCUUUGAAUCAUCCGAAUCAGUUCUUUCUUGAGAGCCAGCGGAUCCUAACUGGUGGCAAAGACGUCAAGAAGGAAUCCAGCCAGCCAGAAACACCUCAGUCCAAACCCAGUGUCCAGAAGACCAGGGAUGCCUCGUCUGCUCUGGCCUCUUUAAACUCCUCCCUGGAAAUGGAGCUGGAGGGACUGGAAGAUUACUUUAGUAAAUGAUGUGGCCACUUCAGUAACUCCCUUCCCCCCAGUGAAUACAUUCCUGUUUGUAAGGUUUGCCUUUUUAAAGCCUUCCUGCUGAGCAAUUUCCUCUACCCACCUACUUCAUGUAUACACAUUUAUUAGCAAAGCAGGCUUGCUUCCAUAUGACAUAUGAAAGCAUAAUGAAAAAAGCCAGAGUUCCUAUGAAACCUUUCAUUGAAUAUUUUGAUUUGAAUCCUGUUUCAGAGAUUUAAAACGGUACUUCGAGACUAAAGUCCUCAAGCUAAAACCAACAAAGCCAACUUUUAAAGUGUCACAUGGUAUAAUUUUGACCCAGUCCUCUUUUGGAGUAUUUUUGCUAAUAAAUAUCAACAUGAGUAUGA